UGUUUUCAGUAAAUAGGAUACCGAUUGAUUUUUUUAGAGGCUUUUGCAAUGUGUUUGUUUUUAGUUUCUUAUUACUUGCCUUCUCUAGAGUGUCUUAAAAUGAACGUUCUGCCUUUUCGUUGAUUUGUUUCACAUAAGACAGUUCUCUUUGAAUUAUUUAAUUUUUUUAUCAUUUCAGUCUUUCAGAUAAGUAUUUUACUCUUUCUUUGCGUUAAAGUCAACGUGAUUCUUUGUGUUGUCUCUGUGUCUUUUAGGUUCAUCAUCAUGAAUGUUGAUAACGAUCCAGCUACGGAAGAAGAAGUCUUGAAUGCUCUGGUCACAAGUGCCCUGAACGAUCUUCAGCCUAGUAGGCGAACAAUUCUGCACCGAGAAUACAGAAGGAAAAAGCAGGUCCGUCAAGCGUUUGAUACAUUUCCUAGUUUCAAUGACGACGAGACGAACACAAAUGCUGUUUCGUGUGAAGAAGAAAGUAGUGGAAACGAAAGUGUAGAUGGCAGUGGUAUUGUUUUGGAAGAAGGAAAUGAAAUGUGGACCGAUCUACAACAAGAACUGUUUGGUGGAAUUGAACCGAAUGAAAACGACGAGGUUCCUCUCUAUCCCGGAUCCACCAUUUCUGCUCGUCAGUAUCACAAAAGCAUCAUCAACUUCUGCUCUGAAUCACGAUUAGACGAGAAGAAUACCACAAAAUUACUACGAUUAAUCGCAACAGCAUUGCCCUUAGGUCACAAUUUAGUUAAAACAACGGCUAAAUUGUAUAAUACAAUCGACAAUCGACCGUCGUUCGUCGAAAAAUUAUUAUGUUGUAAAUGUAUGUUUUCCAUUGCUUCUCAAAAUCGAUGUAGUACGUCUUGUGAGCUCAAUGGCAAACAACAUCUAGUGAAGGAUGUAAUUGAAUGGGUGAGAGCGACGGACUAUCAGCUUGAAGAAGUUAUUCGUCGUAAUAAAAAUCUGAUAAAAACGUAUCCUUCUUCGUCGACUCACUUCGUUCCUUGUGAUAUAAUUGCACAAGAAUUUUAUCAAAGAAAAUAUUCAGAUCUUCGUGACAUUGACGACAAUGUAUAUCCUGUCACGUUAUCACUUCAUCUGGACGGAGCCCCUAUCGUGAAGUGGAGCAAAAAACAGACUUGGCUUUUUUCUGCAUCUAUUGUCGAAAUUCCUCCACCUUUACGGGAUUAUACAACAAAUUUAAUUCUUCUUGGUUUUUGGAAUGCAGCAACAAAACCAGAUAUUGAUACUCUAUUGAUGGAAACGUGUAGCUCUUUAAAGAAAACAAUUGUCGUUGAUAGUGAUCAUUAUGUUGUUGAUGUUCAAUUAUUGAAGGCAGAUAGUCCAGCUCGUGCUUAUGCGUGUAAGCAUAUAUUACAUAAUGGAUACUGGUCGUGUUUAGAUUGUGACCAAAAAGGUUUGCGAGAUAAUGCAGCAAAUCUAAUGCUUUAUCCAUUUGAACAAGCACCAUCUAAUUUACGCACUGAUGAUGCGUACAAAAUCUGUGCUGCUUUAGUUAAACAACAGCAGAAACCGCUACUGGGAGUACAAGGAAUUAGUCCACUGGCACAAGUUCUAAACUGUCCAACUCAAGUAACUCUUGACGCAAUGCACUUGUGCUUUCUCGGUCACAUGAAACAGCUUUUGUCUCAUUGGCAAAAAGUUGUUUCAAAUGUUCUGUGGCAAAAAGGAGACGAUUUUUUGUCCAGUAUUCGUUCUCAAUUAACCUAUACGAAAUUGAAUAAUAUUACAUUAUCGGAUGCAAAAGGAGCAGACGUCGAUGAUGACGAUGAGUUUACUUUUCCACCAUUAACCAGUAAUAAACGUGUUGACUCUCUGCCAGUCGUACAGAAUUUGUUGCAAGCAAAAGAAAAUGUACAACAUAUGUAA
Molecule: messenger RNA, 1875 nt
Organism: Didymodactylos carnosus
Lineage: Eukaryota; Metazoa; Rotifera; Eurotatoria; Philodinida; Philodinidae
Source: the annotation of a GenBank genome assembly